Messenger RNA from Manis javanica (Malayan pangolin), 4207 nucleotides. RefSeq names its product seizure related 6 homolog (gene SEZ6). Gene Ontology annotation, cellular component: dendritic spine; dendritic shaft; endoplasmic reticulum. Gene Ontology annotation, biological process: synapse maturation; regulation of dendrite development; regulation of protein kinase C signaling. Lineage: Eukaryota; Metazoa; Chordata; Mammalia; Pholidota; Manidae. The record is from RefSeq and is a predicted model, not a curated record.
UGCUGAUUCUGUCAGGAGCUGGCGGUGGCGGCGGCGGCGGCGGCGGCGGCGGCCCCGCUCCCUCUCCCUGGCCGGACCCCGCUCCGUCCCCCGCGCCCACACCCCGCCAAGCCCCCCGCGCUCCCGCCGCGGCUCCGACCCCAGGCGCGGCCGCCACCAGCACCAUGUCCCCGGUAGUCUUGCUGCUCCUGCCCUCGCUGCUAGCGCUCCUGGCUCACGGAUUCUCUUCAGAGGCUCCAACUGUGGGGGAAGGACAGGCCCCAGGCAUGGAGGAGAUGGAGGGGGAGUUGACCGUGGCCCCCACACCUGAGCAGCCAGAACGAGGCGUCCACUUCAUCACAACGGCACCUACCCUGAAUCUGCUCAACCACCACCCGCUUCUCGAGGAAUUCCUCCAAGAGGGCCUGGCAGGGCAUGCGGAGGAACUGAGGCCGGCACUGCCCUUCCAAUCUGACCCACCUACGCCACUCACUCCAAGUCCCCUUCCCCGCCUGACCAACCAGGACAGCCGCCCUGUCUUCACCAGCCCCACCCCGGCUGUGGCCGCAGCACCCACUCAGCCACAGUCUAGGGAAGGACCCUGGAGCCUGGAGUCAAAGCCGCCUGUGCUUCACCUCACGGCUCCCCUACCACCAGGGCCCGGAAUGGCAGUACCCACCCCAGGCCCAGGGGAGAGGCCCAGUAGUACCACACCCCCUAGCAGAUUAUGGACUCCAACCCAAGAGGGUCCUGGAGACAUGGGCAGGCCACAGGCUCCAGAGGUCAAGUCCCAGACCACAGGGCUCAGCACAGAGGGGACCAUCGCCACCUCUACAGCUUCAGGGGAUGAGGAGGAGAUCACCACCACCAUCACCACCACCACCAUCACCACAGUCCAGCCACCAGGCCCUUGUAGCUGGAAUUUCUCAGGCCCAGAGGGCUCUCUGGACUCACCCAUGGCCCUCAGCUCACGCACUGAUGUCGGCCUGGACUGUUUCUACUACAUUUCUGUCUACCCUGGCUAUGGUGUGGAAAUCAAGGUCCACAACAUCAGCCUCCGGGAGGGGGAGACCAUGACUAUGGAGGGCCUCGGGGGGCCUGACCCACUGCCCCUGGCCAACCAGUCUUUCCUGCUGAGGGGCCAAGUCAUCCGCAGCCCCACCCACCAAGCAGCACUGAGGUUCCAAAGCCUCCCACCACCUGCUGGGCCUGGUACCUUCCAUUUCCACUACCAAGCCUAUCUCCUGAGCUGCCACUUUCCCCAACGUCCAGCUUAUGGAGCUGUGACUGUCACCAGCCUCCACCCAGGAGGCAGUGCCCGCUUCUACUGUGCCACUGGAUACCAGCUGAAGGGUGCCAGGCUCCUUACCUGUCUCAACGCCACCCAGCCCUUCUGGGAUUCCCAGGAGCCUGUCUGCAUCGCUGCCUGCGGCGGGGUGAUGCGCAACGCCAGCACUGGCCGCAUUGUCUCUCCGGGCUUCCCGGGCAACUACAGCAACAAUCUCACGUGCCACUGGCUGCUGGAAGCUCCUGAGGGCCAGCGGCUACAUUUGCACUUUGAGAAGGUGUCCCUGGCAGAGGAUGAUGACAGACUCAUCAUCCGCAAUGGGGACAAUGUGGAGGCCCCACCCGUGUAUGAUUCCUACGAGGUGGAGUACCUGCCCAUUGAGGGCUUGCUCAGCUCUGACCGACACUUCUUUGUGGAACUCAGCACUGAUAGCAGUGGGGCAGCUGCAGGCAUGGCCCUGCGCUACGAGGCCUUCCAGCAGGGCCACUGCUAUGAGCCCUUUGUCAAAUAUGGCAACUUCAGCAGCAGUGCAUCCUCCUACCCUGUGGGUACCACUGUGGAGUUCAGCUGCGAUCCUGGCUACACCCUGGAACAGGGCUCCAUCAUCAUUGAGUGCAUUGACCCUCAUGACCCCCAAUGGAAUGAGACAGAGCCAGCCUGCCGAGCUGUGUGCAGUGGGGAGAUCACAGACUCAGCCGGCGUGGUGCUCUCCCCCAACUGGCCGGAGCCCUACAGCCGAGGGCAGGACUGCAUCUGGGGCGUGCACGUGGAGGAGGACAAGCGUAUCAUGCUAGAUGUCCGAGUGCUGCGCAUAGGCCACGGUGAUGUACUUACCUUCUAUGAUGGGGAUGACCUGACAGCCCGGGUCCUAGGCCAGUACUCAGGGCCCCGUGGCCACUUCAAGCUCUUUACCUCCAUGGCUGACGUCACCAUACAGUUCCAGUCGGACCCCGGGGCCUCCGUGCUGGGCUACCAGCAGGGCUUUGUCAUCCACUUCUUUGAGGUGCCCCGCAAUGACACGUGUCCAGAGCUGCCUGAGAUCCCCAAUGGCUGGAAGAGCCCCUCGCAGCCCGAGCUGGUGCAUGGCACUGUCAUCACUUACCAGUGCUACCCUGGCUACCAGGUGGUGGGGUCCAGCAUCCUCAUGUGCCAGUGGGACCUAACCUGGAGUGAGGACCUGCCCUCCUGCCAGAGGGUGACUUCCUGCCAUGACCCCGGCGACGUGGAGCACAGCCGACGCCUCAUAUCUAGCCCCAAGUUUCCUGUGGGGACCACUGUGCAGUACAUCUGUGACCAGGGUUUUGUGCUGUCGGGUAGUGCCAUCCUCUCCUGCCACAACCGUCAAGCCAGCAGCCCCAAGUGGAGCGACCGGGCCCCCAAAUGUCUCUUGGAACAGCUCAAGCCAUGCCAUGGCAUCAGCACUCCCGAGAAUGGUGCCCGCAGUCCUGAGAAGCGGCUACACCCAGCAGGGGCUACUGUCCACUUCUCCUGUGACCCUGGCUAUGUGCUGAAAGGCCAGGCCAGCAUCAAGUGUGUGCCUGGGCACCCUUCACACUGGAGUGACCACCCACCCAUCUGUAGUCCUGCCUCUCUGGAUGGGUUCUACAGUGGCCGCAGCCUGGAUGUUGCCAAGGCACCUGCUGCCUACAGCACCCUGGACGCGGCCCACAUAGCAGCUGCCAUUUUCUUGCCACUGGUGGCAAUGGCACUCUUGGUAGGAGGGGUGUACCUCUACUUCUCCAGGCUCCAGGGGAAAAGCCCCCUACAGCUGCCCCGAACACAACCCCGCCCCUAUGACCCCAUCACCAUGGAGUCAGCAUUUGACAAUCCAACUUACGAGACUGGAUCUCUUUCCUUUGCAGGAGACCAGAGAAUAUGAAGUCUCCAUCUAGGUGGGUGCAGCCCAGGGAAGCCAGGUCAGCCCUGCAUCACAGCCCAGUAACAGAGCUCCCAGCUUCCUGCUGUCCCUCCACCUCCUGUACAUACCACCUGGGAAGAGAUGCCACCAAUCCCUCAAGAAGUUGUGCCCUUCCCACCUGCAAGGCCCACAAGGGCUUAUUUUCUUGGUACUGCUGCCCACUUAAGGCCCUUUCUUGGGUCCAAGUCAGGGGUCAUCUGCCUGUGAGCAGAUCACAGCAGGAGCACAUGCAUCAAGGACCAGCAUUUUUCUGACCCUCCUUCAUGCCCUGGACCUCCAGCCUAAAACUCACAGGCAGAGCAGGAGCACCUUUCUCCCUAUGAACACCAUCCAGCCUUGUCACCUAGCACCUUGCAGCAGGGUUCACUGGACAGUGAUGGAAACUGUGCCAGCAUGGUCCUCACAGAGCCGUCACCAGUGGCCAAGACUGCUCGCAACAGUGACCUCUGAGUAGUCCUGGCAUGUUGACGUCAGCCUCUUGGGGAGAUCUCUAGUCCUUCUCUAAGGCCCCAGGAAUGUUGGAGAAUGUUCUCUGUCUCCUGUCCCUUCCUGGUGGAGGCAAUAAUCCUAAGGGAUCCUAAGGAGUUUGGGCCCCUGCCUCAAACUCAGAUUGGGCUUCCCUAGGAACUCAUACUCUACACCGAAGCAGGACACGCCACUGCUCCCUGGCAGCCCUACACUCUGUGGAGAGGGAGGCCUUCCUCUGAUGUCUGGCUGUUGCAAACAUCCUCUUUCUCACUAGUCCCUCCUCUAACCCCAAUUAGUUGCCAGGCUAUCCUCCUGGCCACUGUGUUUUGGGAUAACAGGAGUGAGCAGGCAUAUUCUGGAGAGGAGCAGAGGUCCAAUGGCCCAAAAAUGUGGCAUGGAACAGGGGAUCAGAGAGCCCCAGGGAGGGGCCCAUGGGCUGGCAACAGGCCACCCUAUACAUGUAAUGUAUUGUAUGGGGUUUGGGCUCCAGCCAGAGAACAAUCUUCUUUUUCUGUUGUUUCCUUAUUAAAAUGGUGUUUUUGAAAAAAAAAAAA